Molecule: messenger RNA, 282 nt
Organism: Prunus armeniaca (apricot)
Lineage: Eukaryota; Viridiplantae; Streptophyta; Magnoliopsida; Rosales; Rosaceae
Source: the annotation of a GenBank genome assembly
AUGCAAAAGUUUAAGAAAAGUUUCAAGUUGUAUGUUGGGAGGAAGUUGAGUGGAUCUGCCCUUUCUCUUGGUGGUGCUGUUUUCUUAUCGAAGGCUAAGGCAAGUGGCCAUUGCUGGGUUCGAGUUUUGGCACUGAGCUUAGAGAAGAAAUUGGGCACAAAAAAUUUCGGCAUCCGAUUUAGGAGAAGCCCCUCUCAGUGGCUUAAGAUCAAUACCAGUUUCUCCUGCCAAGUCAUAGAGUUGUUUGUUUUAGAGACUUGGUUUCUUCAGUAUCAUAAAUGA